Molecule: messenger RNA, 1671 nt
Organism: Elaeis guineensis (African oil palm)
Lineage: Eukaryota; Viridiplantae; Streptophyta; Magnoliopsida; Arecales; Arecaceae
Product: transcription factor bHLH112
Biological process (GO): regulation of transcription by RNA polymerase II
Cellular component (GO): nucleus
Molecular function (GO): DNA-binding transcription factor activity, RNA polymerase II-specific; RNA polymerase II cis-regulatory region sequence-specific DNA binding; protein dimerization activity
Source: RefSeq, a predicted model, not a curated record
ACAAAUUCUUCUCAUUCCAUCACAGCUAACCCCCAAUAGGACAUCCCAAGACGAGAGAGAGAGAAAGCCAUGGCAGAAGAAUUCCAGACAGGGAUCUGUAGUAGUGGUAGCUGGUGGAGCACCGCAAGGACCGGCAGCUUCGAUGGCCCGAUGUUAUCGACAUCAGUCUCAUGCUCGACGGAGUUCACUGGCAUCGGUGGGAGCUUCAACUGGCCGGUGGCUGCUGACGCGGUAGAGGCCGAGUCGAGGUCCUCCGAUGAGUCGCCAGGUUCAGUCUCAAUUAACAGCUCUAUAACCUUCCAAGACACACACAAACCCCAAGCCUCUGAUCCACUGGUCGCUGACCCACUAAUGGAUUCCACGUUACAAAUACCAGGUUUUGGCCUCUCCUCCCCAUCAAUCAAUUGGCAUCAACCUUUCUUCACAACUGCUGGAAGAGCUGAGACCAAUUUACAUGCCUUGCUCCAAGAGGACAUGAACUCAAGACCAAAUCAUCCACAAGAACCGGUGAUCGAAUCCAAUCAAACUCAUAUGAAUGUCGAAAGUUCCUCGUUCAACCUUUUAAAGGACUUGAAUCAAGGGCUGAUACAAGACCAACAUCACUUCAGCUCCGGCGUUAAUGGCUACCCAUUCUUUCCGACAUCGUUUGGAUUACCUCCAACGCUGCUACAAGGCCUCUUCGAGCCAGAAUUGAAACCUCAGCAGUCUUUUAGCAAUCAGCAGAUGAAUUCUUCGUUGAGUUAUCAGGGUGGUUUGAACGAGUCGUUGCAAUCCCAGGCGGCUAAAUUGCCACAAUUCAAUAUGGCCUUGCCUCUGAAGCAACAAUUCCAUUUCACCAACAGUACCCCUUUCUGGAAUCCCUCAGCCACUGCUACAAAUGAAACAACCUCGAGCCUUUACUCUUCGACACCAACUCAGAUAGCCCCACAUGCCUUCAAGGGAAAAACAAAUUGCAAUAAUCUUCCGGUGAAGUCUAAUUCAGAGGGAGCUGGGGUUUCUAGCUCGAACGCAAUCAAGAAAAGUAGCACUGAACAAGCAUUCAAGAAGCCCAGGAUAGAGACACCAUCGCCAUUGCCAACUUUUAAGGUCAGAAAAGAGAAGCUAGGGGACAGGGUCACUGCAUUACAACAACUGGUUUCACCUUUUGGAAAGACCGAUACCGCAUCAGUUCUCCACGAGGCCAUUGAGUACAUCAAGUUUCUUCAUGAACAAGUUGGUGUUCUCAGUGCUCCAUAUUGGAAGAAUGGCCAUCAAAGCCAACACUCGCAGAAUUUGGAUAAAACAAAGGAUGGAGAAGGACCAAAGCUCGACCUCAAAAGCCGAGGGCUUUGCCUUGUUCCGAUGUCCAGCACUUUUGCUGUGGCUAGCGAGACUCCAGUUGAUUUCUGGACUCCGACCUUCGGAGGAACUUAUCGGUAAGGUGCAAAGUCUAAGGUGUUAAAAGAGGACACGUAGUAUUUGGGACAAAAACUAAGCAACGCUGCUCAUGGAAGACAACCUAAGUAUUGCUGACUAAUAGUUCUACUGACAUGGUCUUCUGGAGGUCCAGAUUAGCUGGCUGCGAUUCUUUGAAGGAUUAAACCUUAAUUGUGACUCAACAGAUAUCAGUUUUUAUGUAUCACCUAGCUUAGUAGGACUGAAAAAAAUCUAUUAUUAUCUUUUUUGCAUUCA